Molecule: messenger RNA, 1351 nt
Organism: Ilex paraguariensis (yerba mate)
Lineage: Eukaryota; Viridiplantae; Streptophyta; Magnoliopsida; Aquifoliales; Aquifoliaceae
Source: the annotation of a GenBank genome assembly
GAGCUGGAGUGGUCGGAGAAGGCAGAAAAGCUCACUUCCCACGAAUUGGCCUCUUGUUGGCAUGCUUCCGGAGCUACUUCUAAACAUUCAUCGCAUCUACGACUAUUUUACAGAGAUUUUGGAAGAAUCUGGGGGAACGUUGGAGAUCAAAGGCCCUUGGUUUGCUCACAUGGACAUGUUAGGCACAUGUGAUCCUGACAAUAUUCACAACAGAUUGAGCAAGAAAUUUUCAAACUUCAGAAAGGGUCCCGAUUUCAUAAAGAUAUUUGAUGCGCUAGGAGAUGGGAUUUUCAAUUCUGAAGGGGAAUCAUGGAAAACCCAAAGGAAAACCGCUUUGCCACCAUCAAGAUUACCACAAAGAUUUACCUAUGAUACUGCUUGCAAAUUGGUUUUGGGUCAUGAUCCGACUGUACUUUCAAUUGAUUUACCAGAAUAUCCACACCAAACAUUGUUCGGUGAUGGUGGGGAAGCUGUGUUUUAUAGGCACUUUCUGCCAGAAAGCUGCUGGAAGCUGCAAAGCUGGCUUCGAAUGGGGGCAGAAAAGAAGCUGAGUAAUGCCUUGAAGACCUUGCAUCAGUUUCUAGACAAUUGUAUCUCAUCAAAACGUGAAGAAUUAAGAAAUAGGAGCAUAACCAAAAUGGAAGAUAAAGAUCAAGGGGAGUUUUCUGACUUGCUAACACUCUUCAUGAUAAUUGCGGAAGAAAUAAUUGGUGUUACACUUUCUGGUGAUUCUGAAAAGUUUCUGAGAGACAUCCUUUUGAAUUUCUUGUUUGCCGGAAGAGACUCUUUAAGUGCAGUUCUCAGUUGGUUCUUUUGGCUUGUUGGGACCUACCCAAUAGUAGAAAAGGAGAUUCGCGAAGAAAUCAUACAAAAUUUGCCAGUGAAAGAAGAUGGAAGUUGGAGUUUUUCCUGUCCAGAAGAUGUAAAGAAACUAGUUUAUCUCCGUGCAGCGAUCUGUGAAACAUUAAGGCUAUACCCACCGGUUGGUUUGAAUCACAAAGCUCCACUGCAAAACGACUUUCUUCCAAGUGGCCAUUGCAUGAAUCAGAAUACAAAAACUGUGCUUUCUUUCUACUCGAUGGGAAGGAUGGAGACGAUAUGGGGCAAAGAUUGCUUAGAGUUUAAGCCCAGGAGAUGGAUUUCAGAGAAAGGUGGAAUCAAACAUGAACCAUCUUUCAAGUUCCCAGCGUUUAAUGCAGGGCCAAGGACUUGUUUAGGUAAAGAGAUCUCUUUCAUCCAAAUGCAAAUAGUUGCUGCCACCAUAAUACAUAAUUAUCAUAUUCAAGUGGUAGAAGGUCAUCACAGAGAUCUCCCACGCCUGCUGUUAUUCUUCAAACGCAACAUGGUUUGA